This is a messenger RNA of Python bivittatus (Burmese python), 742 nucleotides long. It is a transcript of the gene NTPCR, whose product is annotated as nucleoside-triphosphatase, cancer-related. The record is from RefSeq and is a predicted model, not a curated record. NCBI's taxonomy places the organism in Eukaryota, Metazoa, Chordata, Lepidosauria, Squamata, Pythonidae. Gene Ontology annotation, molecular function: ATP hydrolysis activity.
CCCCAAGCGGCUGGAGGAAGAGAGAAAGGCUCGGGGCCGCGAUCUCUCCCCCGCCCCGCGCACGGGCUCUCUGUGGCUCCUGACCAACAUGGCCACGCACGUUUUCCUCACGGGACCCCCAGGAAUUGGAAAAACAACACUGAUACGGAAAGCUGCUGAAAUUUUAAAAUCAUCUGGUCUCCCCAUUGAUGGAUUUUACACAGAGGAAGUGAGAGAAGGUGGCCGGAGAAUAGGGUUUGAUGUUGUCACUCUGAAUGGAAGAAGAGGAAUUUUGUCUAGAGUUGGCUCUGGUCAUUCAGCAGCAAGGCAUGAAUAUCGUGUUGGCCAGUAUGUUGUAGAUCUAGCUUCAUUUGAACAGUUGGCUCUUCCUUUGUUGAGAAAUGCUGAUUUUGGCAGCCGUGCAAUGAAAAAAGUCUGCAUAAUUGAUGAGAUUGGUAAAAUGGAGCUCUUCAGCCAGACAUUUAUUCAAGAUGUCCAACAAAUGUUGAAUGAAUCGGGAACUGUGAUACUUGGAACAAUCCCAGUGCCUAAGGGAAAGCCUUUGAGACUUGUGGAAGAGAUCAGAAAUAGAAAGGAGGUGAAACUCUUCAGUAUUACGAAGGCGAAUAGAGAUAACAUUUUGCAAGAAGUUGUGACAGCUGUGGAGAACUGCCUAAAAUGAGAUGUCUUCCCAUCACAUCUCUUCUGCUGUUUACAGUUUAAUGUUAUUUUCAUUAAUAUCUAGAGCUUAAUUGACUUUGAA